UAAGGUAAAAUGGACGUUCGACAUGUGGCACAACUGUUGAUACAACAACGUGAUAUCUGAUGCAAUACCACAGAUUAAUAGCGUUAAUUUUUUAAUCGAACGCCCCUCAUUGAUGUGACCAGUUGUGUGUAGAAAUAACAAGUCAUAAUGGACACAGAAGAAAUAUGCCAAUACUUCAAUAGCAUUGUUAAAAAUGAGAAGGAAGUUUCGGCCGGUAUGGCUGCUAUUCGUACUUUAUUGCAAGUAUUGAAGCAUUCUAAAUCAGAGACAGUUCAAGAGCUUCAGAUUUGCUUGCAAGAUGCAAUCAACGCGAUGCGCUGCACGGAAACUCCAGUUACCGCAAUUGCCUCGGGAAGUGAAUUGUUCCUACGUUUUAUCACAUUAGCAACACUAGAUACACAGUCAAUUGCAAAGUGCAAAGGAAUCAUGCUGGAAAGAGGCAAAGUGUUCUAUGAGAAAUUAGUUGCAGCGCGGGGAAAAGUAGCCAAGGUAGCAGCGCAUUUCAUUACUGACGGCUCGACCAUCCUCACGCAUUCCAAAUCAAGAGUAGUACUGCAAGCAAUGAAGGAAGCUGCUGCGAGUAAUAAAAUAUUCAAUGUAUAUGUUACGUCAACGUCGCCUGACAAUAACGGAGAAGAAAUGUGCCAGAGCUUAACAAAGUUGGGCAUAUCGUGUACAGUGAUACUGGACUCCGCAGUGGGAUACGUGAUGGAGCGCGUAGACAUGGUGAUGGUCGGAGCGGAAGGUGUUGCAGAAAGUGGUGGUGUAAUCAAUAAGAUAGGUACAUAUACAAUGGCUAUAUGUGCGAAAGAGGUAAAAAAACCAUUUUAUGUAUUGACAGAAAGCUUCAAAUUUGCGAGAAUCUACCCUUUAAAUCAAGUGGACUUACCUGAUGAAUUUAAGUAUACAUCUAGUACUUUAAACAAGAAUUUAAAAAAGGAGCACCCCUUAGUAGAUUAUACUCCGCCUCAGUACAUCAGUCUAUUGUUCACGGAUUUAGGAAUAUUAACACCAUCGGCUGUUAGUGAUGAACUCAUUAAAUUAUACUUAUAAUUUGGAGUUUUGUUAAGUGAGGGCCUUGAGUCACCACUUCCUCCUAAGAGGUGGGCAACUGAAUAAAAUCCUUGCUAGAAUUGGAACUCGGAUCUGUGGCUUACCAAUCUAGCGUACAUCUCUCCACCAUGCUUGCCACAGUCUAUCUAUGGUAUACGAGAAUUACAUUAUGUUAAAAUGGACUUUUUCAGAGUGGAGUUUUACGUAAACUACAUACAUAAAGACUGCUUGUAAUUGUGUGCAAUGUGUAACAUUGGUGUGUCACUCGAAUAAGAAACGGAACAUCUAAAUUACAAGAAUCUUGUGAAAUCUUAUUAGCUUUGGAAGAACGUUGAACGUUAUAGCUGUUUAAAUUUUAUACACUUAAACUACAAAAUGGAUACAUGCAUUUACAUUCUCAACACAAUUAUAUAUUACACAGUAAUUUAAAAAUAUAAGCUUAUCAUCAAAGCAAUAAGAAAAGUUCUUAUAGUUAGGAUAUCAUACUGCAAGACUCUUAAUUUUCCAUUUUUCCCUCUUUAAUAGCUUAUGUAAGACCAAGGUAUUCUUUGAAGACUAGGAAGUCAACAACAUUAGUCUUUUCGCGAUAUUUUGCUUUUUUUUCAGUGAGAUUCCAUACUACAAAUCAUUAACUGAAUUAAUAUACGAUACGAUAACACAAAUACAUUGCUUAAAUACCACCUAUGUACUUUUAUAUAUACUGAAAAUUUUGCAAAUAUAAAAAAUUCUAAGUA
Molecule: messenger RNA, 1787 nt
Organism: Vollenhovia emeryi
Lineage: Eukaryota; Metazoa; Arthropoda; Insecta; Hymenoptera; Formicidae
Gene: eIF2Balpha
Product: translation initiation factor eIF-2B subunit alpha
Exons: 9
Coding region: 148-1053 (301 amino acids)
Biological process (GO): translational initiation
Cellular component (GO): eukaryotic translation initiation factor 2B complex
Molecular function (GO): guanyl-nucleotide exchange factor activity; translation initiation factor activity
Source: RefSeq, a predicted model, not a curated record